Messenger RNA from Daucus carota subsp. sativus, 2426 nucleotides. RefSeq names its product ureide permease 2. Gene Ontology annotation, molecular function: uracil:monoatomic cation symporter activity; allantoin:proton symporter activity. The transcript is spliced from 6 exons. NCBI's taxonomy places the organism in Eukaryota, Viridiplantae, Streptophyta, Magnoliopsida, Apiales, Apiaceae. Gene Ontology annotation, cellular component: membrane. The record is from RefSeq and is a predicted model, not a curated record. Bases 994 to 2205 code for a protein of 403 amino acids. Gene Ontology annotation, biological process: nitrogen compound transport.
GUGAAACAAACUCAUUUGUAAGUUGACUUACUUAUGGAACAGAUACCAUAUUCCACCAGUCAACAACUACCCAUUGUUAAUUACAACUCCUUGUUAUUUUGGCUACCCUAUUUUAUUACUAAAACAUGAUCAAGAUUCAAGAAUAUACAACACGAGGGUUGACAAAAGUAACACAUUGAUUCCGUGGAAGACUGGAAGCCAUUAGAUACGAAGAAUAUGCAGUUGAGAUAAGUCAGCAACUCUGUCUCAUUCUCUUUUACACACUGUUGAGCCUGCACACAGAUGUACAUGUAUAUAUACUGUGUCUGCACACUUUCAUGAAACUCUGGUUCCUAAGUAUCUCAGUUGGGUUGAGAAUAAGUGGUGAUUUUUGCGUGAUGGGGUCGCUUAACUAAUUUUGAGUUCCCAUUGUUUUCUUGGCAGGUGUUUUUUCCUUCUCAUAUUGUACUACCAAAUAUUUACAGAUACAGCACAUGUUUUAAAUUAUUAAUUUUGGUUUUUGCAUAAAUUGGUAUAUCUAGAAUCAGUAUUUGUUGCUUUGUAGAGUACUUAAAAGAUACAUUCUUAUUUUACAAGAAUUUUCAUUGUUCACUCCUUUGUUCUUGUGGUGGAGAUAAAUAAUCAAUUUUUGAACCUUGGCAUUUGUCGAUAUCGCUCUACUUUUGGUAAGCGGCUUAAGUAAAUUAUCAAGAAACUCUAAGGCUAGGCAAGUGUUUUAACCUUGUGUAACUUGAUUGUUUAUUUAGUUUGGUACAGAAUUAUUAUAGUGAUAUUUGGCCAAACCAUCUAGAUUAUUAUACAUAUCUGUGCUUUAGAUCAACUAUAAUGUCGACAGUAAGUAUCCUGAAAAAUCUAGGUACGUGUAAUGUGGUAAUGGUGGAAAGGCGCUAAAAUGCUCAACUCAUCCAUGACCUUCUCUUCCUUUGUAGGAUUUCUUGGAAUAGUUGCUUGUUUAAUCUUCCAACAUAGAGGAGCUUGUCUACAGGGUUGAAUAUGUAUCUGGUGGAGAAAAAAGAAGGUGCCAUAGCAUGUAUGCUGCUUGCACUUUUUUUCUUGGGUACUUGGCCUGCUCUUUUGACUCUCUUAGAAAGACGAGGCCGUCUGCCUCAGCAUACUUACCUUGAUUAUACUAUUACUAAUCUGUUGGCGGCUGUAAUCAUUGCUUUUACGUUUGGGGAGAUUGGCAAAGGUACCGAUGAAAAGCCAAAUUUCUUGAUUCAGCUUUCUCAGGAUAACUGGCCGAGUGUUUUAUUUGCAAUGGCUGGAGGUGUGGUCCUUAGUCUUGGAAACCUCUCUACACAGUAUGCAUGGGCAUUUGUUGGGUUAUCAGUAACUGAAGUCAUCACUUCAAGUAUAACAGUAGUAAUUGGAACAACUAUGAACUACUUUUUAGAUGACAAAAUCAACAAGGCUGAGAUUCUUUUCCCUGGAGUUGGCUGUUUCUUGGUUGCUGUUUGUCUUGGCUCAUGUGUUCAUGCAUCUAACGCAUCAGAUGAUAAAGCAAAACUAAGACAUUUUGCAAAUUCUAAAAGUGACGCAUCUCGCCUUCCUGUGUCCCAUGAAACAUACGAAGAUUCAGUUGGAAAAAACUUGCAGGGUGAAAUUACCACUUCAGAUAAAACUAAAGUUGGGAGUGCCAGCUUUCUUAUUGAACUCGAGAACAGAAGGUCGAUCAAGGUGUUUGGGAAGAGCACCAUCAUUGGUUUGGGCAUAACUUUCUUUGCUGGAGUAUGCUUCUCUCUAUUUUCACCAGCAUUUAACCUGGCAACAAAUGAUCAAUGGGACACCUUGAAAGAUGGUGUCCCUCACUUAAGUGUCUACACUGCAUUUUUCUGGUUCUCAGUCUCCUGUUUCGUGGUUGCCAUAAUUCUCAAUAUCAGUUUCCUCUAUCGCCCGGUUUUAAAUUUACCCAGAUCAUCUUUUAAGGCCUACUUGACAGAUUGGGAUGGAAGAGGUUGGGCCCUUUUGGCAGGUUUCUUGUGUGGUUUUGGUAAUGGUCUGCAAUUCAUGGGUGGUCAAGCUGCCGGUUACGCAGCAGCUGAUGCUGUCCAGGCACUCCCACUAGUGAGCACCUUUUGGGGAGUAAUUUUGUUUGGAGAGUAUCGGAGAUCAUCAAGAAGAACAUAUAUACUGCUUGGAGGCAUGUUAUUUAUGUUCAUUGUGGCUGUUGCAGUUCUUAUGGCAUCAUCAGGGCAUCGUAAAUGAGGGUUCAGUUCCUUCUUCUGCUUCCUCUUUUUAACAGGAAAGAUGGAGAGGAUAAAGGAAAGAUGAUUCAAAAGAGUCUGUACGGAAAUCUUCGGAAGGAGAUAUGUGUAUUUUGCAUGGAUCAAUUGUUUUACUCAAUUUGUAUGCAAGAAAAAAAAUUAAAUCUCAGAGCAAGAUAAUGUAUACAUUCAUUUUGUCGCAUAGUGUUCUUUCCACCUUCA